Molecule: messenger RNA, 1347 nt
Organism: Striga hermonthica
Lineage: Eukaryota; Viridiplantae; Streptophyta; Magnoliopsida; Lamiales; Orobanchaceae
Source: the annotation of a GenBank genome assembly
AUGAUGGGAUCUGUAGAAGAGAAAGUAGACAUUGAAUCGGAUGAGGAGAUGCCGUUUAGUGGGUCCCAGAUAACGAAUAAAAUGCAACCAUUAAAUUUCGAAUCAUCUAACAUCUUGUUGAAUCGAAGAUUUUCAGCGUCUUGGGUAUUAAGAAAGGUGCACCGUAACAGUAUAUUGAGAAGUAUAUACAUUGUACUGAUUAAAGCCAAGAUUAAUGUUUUGCUGCCGUUCGGGCCGCUUGCGAUUAUGCUACACUAUCUCACCGAUCUACAUGGAUGGGUUUUUUUCUUCAGCCUACUCGGCAUUACUCCACUGGCCGAGCGGCUGGGUUAUGCUACCGAGCAACUAGCGUGUUAUACAGGCCCGACUGUUGGUGGCCUUCUUAAUGCGACAUUUGGCAAUGCCACUGAGAUGAUAAUUUCAAUGUACGCAUUGAAAAACGGAAUGAUUAGAGUUGUUAAGCAGUCUUUGCUAGGUUCCAUCUUGUCUAACAUGCUUUUAGUGCUUGGAUGCGCGUUUUUCUGUGGCGGGAUUGUUCAUCAUCACAAAGUACAGAUUUUCAAUAAGGCCACUGCCCUUGUGAAUUCAGGAUUGCUGUUAAUGGCUGUUAUGGGAUUAUUGUUUCCAGCUGUUCUGCACUUCACUCAUACAGAGAUUCACAAGGGCAAAUCAGAGAUUGCGCUCUCGCGAGUUAGCAGUUGCAUAAUGUUGAUAGCUUAUGCUAGCUACCUUUUCUUUCAGCUCAAGAGCCAAAAGCUGUAUAGUUCUCUUGACGAGUCAAAUGAGAAUAAUGAUGAAGGUUCGGAUGAAGAUGAAGUGCCCGAGAUUACACAUUGGGAAGCAGUUGCUUGGCUUUCAAUCUUGACUUUGUGGAUAUCCAUUCUAUCUGGAUAUCUUGUUGAUGCAAUUCAGGGCGCCUCGGAUUCAAUGAACAUGCCCGUUGCUUUUAUAAGUGUUAUCUUGCUCCCGAUUGUGGGUAAUGCCGCAGAACAUGCCAGUGCUAUCAUGUUUGCUAUGAAGGAUAAGCUUGAUAUUUCACUUGGAGUUGCAAUUGGAUCAUCUACCCAGAUAUCAAUGUUCGUGAUCCCAUUUUGUGUAAUUGUUGGCUGGUUCAUGGGAAAGCCUAUGGAUUUGAACUUUCAACUAUUUGAGACUGCUACACUAUUCAUCACAGUAUUAGUCGUGGCAUUUAUGCUUCAGGAAGGUCAAUCGAAUUAUUUUAAAGGUUUAAUGCUCAUUUUGUGUUAUCUAAUUGUCGCUGCUAGUUUCUUCGUGCACGUUGAUCCAUCAAAUGGCAAGUUAGCUGGAAAAAUGCGAUUGUUCACUUUUUCGACCAAAAAUAAAUAA